Molecule: messenger RNA, 2160 nt
Organism: Penicillium antarcticum
Lineage: Eukaryota; Fungi; Ascomycota; Eurotiomycetes; Eurotiales; Aspergillaceae
Product: E3 ubiquitin-protein ligase BRE1
Exons: 6
Coding region: 1-2160 (719 amino acids)
Cellular component (GO): nucleus; HULC complex
Molecular function (GO): ubiquitin protein ligase activity
Source: RefSeq, a predicted model, not a curated record
AUGCCGGCCGUCGAAUUCCCUGUCACGACUUCAGAACCCGGUCUCGUCAAAAUGGAAGACCGGAAGAGGCCCGCCGCCGACAAUGACUCGGCCCCGCCUUUAAAGAAACAGGCUACCACCGCAAAUGGCGGUAGCAAGCCACACCCGGACGCUGAUAUGCCAUGGAAAGAUGAAUUGGAGAAAUUCCAAAAGGAAGCGAUAUUUCGCCAAAUGCAAGAGUAUAAGCGGGAGAAGUCGUCACUGGAAUCGCGUUUGAGUAAAAUGUCCAAAGCUGCCACGUUUCACAAUGAUCACCUGCGUGUUAUCGAUACUUGGUUCAAACAGUUGAUUGAUGAAGUAAAAGUACUUCUCGGGCCAUCGCAAGCCGAAGAUCAAGAACAACACUUUCAAAGUUCCCUACAAUUUGAAGAUGUGGAGACUUUUGAGACGCACUUGAAAUCGCGAUCGGAAGACAUUCGCACGAUAAUUUCGCAAGUCCAAUCCAAAUCGAGAGAUGCGCCACCCGAGAUUUCGGAAGUUCAGAGUCGCCUUGCAAAGAAGCUGGCAGAGGAAAAGGUUGCGAUUGCAGAGCUUGAAAAGACUCUCGUGGAAAAGCAACAGUUGGAGGAAAGCCUUGAGGCUGCUUCGCUGCGGUAUCUAGUGGCUGAAAAGAAACUUGACCGUGCGAAGAGUGUGACUGUUCUGAAGCUUGAAAAACAACAACUUAUGGCUGCCCGCCCUGGCGAUGCGACACAAACAAAGCGUGAAGAAAACUCGCCCGCAAACGGAGGGACUCCCGUGGGGGAGCCCAACCCCGAACUCGAGGAAGCUCAUAAUAAGCUGACGGCGGUGUCGGAAAAACAAAAGGAGCAAGUUCAAAAGCUAGAGGCUGAGAACGCGUCCUUGCUUAGCCAAAUUACCGAAAUCAAGAUCAAGUAUUCCAAACUCACGGAUGACGACUACGCACACACGGACCUUUUCAAGCAACUACGAUCUCAAUAUGACGAUGUUGUCAAGCGCAUCAAUCAUUUGGAAGCAACGAAUACUCAGCUUCGUGAGGAAGCCGAAAAGUAUCGCACCGAAAGAACUGCAUACAAAAUGCAAAUGGAGGAUGAAAUUCAUAACACCGUCGCGGAGAAGGAAGCUCAGCUGAUGAGAGCGGAAACGGACCUUGCUCGGAUACGAAACGCUCGCGAUGAGCUCCUAGCCGAUCAGCAGAUGCGAAAGGCCGCCCAGGAUCAGGAAAAGACCUCUGGGUUGAAGCUACAAGAGCUGGCGGAUGCUCGGGAGGCCCGAAUUACAGCUCUCGAGUCGGAGGCUAAGAGGUUACAGUUGCAGAUCGAAGGUUCCAAGGCUGACGAAAAUGUGGAGACAAUGCCGCUGGAAGAACUUCGAGCGAAAUACACCAGUCUCGAACGCCAAUAUGCCAUGCUCAAUACUGAGUUGACCUCGAUGCAGACGGCCUACACAAAGUUUGCCAAGCUGGCGUCCUCGAAAGUUACCGAUUUCCAGGCUAUGGAGGAGAAGAUUGCGCGCCUCACUGCGGAAAAGUCCAAGGCCGAUCAGAAAUUCUUCGCAGCAAUGAAAAGCAAAGAAGCACGCGAUGUCGAAGUUCGCACCCUCCGAAUGCAGAAUUCAAAAACGUCGGAUAUUGUGUCACAGUUGAAGGAGGCUGAAGCUUCCACGCGAUCAUUGGUCUCCAACAUGGACAAGAAAAUCAAUGAAUCAAAGGAGGCACUAGACAAAGCUCUCAGCAAGCAACACAAGAUCCAGCAACAGUUGACCGAAAGCGACAUCCUUACGAAUGGGUUGAAGCAGCAGGUGGCUGAGCUCAAAGAUAUCUCCGUCUCCAAGGAUUCGACAUUGGGAAGCACCAACUCUUCCUUGCGACAGGCUGAAACCGAGAUUGCUGGUCUCAAGCAGUCUCUUACGGAUACCAAGAAGAGCCUGGACAACUGGAAGAACAAGAGUCUUGGCAAUUCGUCCUCGGAAUAUGAAAUGUUAAGGACAAUCGCCAUUUGCACCGUCUGUCGCAAAAACUUCAAGAACACGGCUAUCAAAACAUGCGGUCACGUCUUCUGCCGAGAAUGCGUGGACGAACGUCAGUCAUCCCGGUCUCGAAAGUGCCCCAACUGCGGCAAAUCGUUCGGAAGCAACGACUACAUGCACAUCACCCUCUAA